This is a messenger RNA of Pseudophryne corroboree (corroboree frog), 5836 nucleotides long. It is a transcript of the gene ARTN, whose product is annotated as artemin. Gene Ontology annotation, molecular function: receptor tyrosine kinase binding; growth factor activity; glial cell-derived neurotrophic factor receptor binding. Gene Ontology annotation, biological process: peripheral nervous system development. NCBI's taxonomy places the organism in Eukaryota, Metazoa, Chordata, Amphibia, Anura, Myobatrachidae. The record is from RefSeq and is a predicted model, not a curated record. The transcript is spliced from 5 exons. The coding region runs from base 192 to 1190 and encodes 332 amino acids.
GGGGUGGAUCAGAGAAGCAUCUGUCUGCUUGCAAGAGAAGGCCGGCAAGCAAGGCACACAGUGUGCUCUGUGCUCAGAGGUCCAACCAUUCCCUACGGAAGGCGUUCCUGACCCCUCCGACGGGCAAGCGUUAUCCCACGACAGACUAUGGUGCCGCGGAACUGGAUUUAAACUGGGCUCAUCCCCUGGAGAUGCUCAGUUUUGGGCACGGGGACCUCACUGUCACUUCGCAUCACUGGUGGAGGAAUCGGAUCCAGAUCUGCAACCCACUGCCAGGAAGGCUAUCAGACGAUGGGAAGGUCGCUUGGGGGGGCACAGUGAAAACUUCAGAGGAUCGGUGUCCUGAAUGGAGCCUGGCAGGAAAGACAUCUGCAUCAGUCGGGACUAAGCGUGCAGGAAAUUGUUCUCAAGUCUGGAAUCGAAAUCGGACGCUUAGGAAGAAAUCUCCUAGAGAGCAGCAUUGCAACAGGAGAUCAGAUCACGACAGGCCCGAGCUGUUCAUGGGAAGAGGAUCCCGGCCUGUGACAACCCCGCCCUGGAGCUGUAAGGUAACGCUCUGGCCUCUUCUAUUGUCCUUGCUGCUGUCAGCGAUGAUCACCUCCGGGUCUCCAACUCCUGUUAUUGGGGGGCCGUCUGACACAGAGACAGACUCUGACACGUCGGUGACCUCCGACCCCAGUAGCAUCGAUUUUGUGGUGGAGGAGAACUUAGACAUAACCAUUAAAUCUACAUGGAGUACUACAUAUGAAAAUAUCACAUCUGAGGGCCGCAGUGAAGACGAACUACAAGACAACAUCCUAUUCCGUGCCGAACGCUCUCCUGAAACUUUGGUUAAGCCAAAAAAGAACAGGAAGUCUGGUAGCCGUGGGAACGGUAAGAAAGGCGAGAAAGGCUGCAGCAAGCAAAGUCUGCGAGUGAAAGUCAGAGACCUGGGACUGGGAUACGACUCUGACGAAUGGAUCACGUUUUAUUACUGCAGUGGUACCUGCCAACAGUCCCGCAGCAAUUAUGAUGUCACGCUUACUACUCUGCUCAACAACAAGAACAUCACGCACAGCUCUCACGGACGGGUCAGCAACCACCCUUGCUGUCGGCCCACCAGUUACCUCCCGGUGUCAUUCAUGGACGUCAAGAACAACUGGAAAGUAGUAGACAAGUUGUCUGCGGCCGAUUGCAGCUGUGUGCGCUGAGGUUUGUUAGACGUCACAAACAGGAAGUAGGAACAAUUGACGGCUCCUGGUAUAAACCAAGAAUCGCCAAGGAAGCGAAGGUCGAGCAGUCCGAUGCCCAACAGGGGAAGCAACAGGCCGUACAGGGCAUUUCCCUGCAUAGAACUGAAAUGCUGGCGGAAGAACCACCCUCGCAAUCUGCAGAUGGAGUUGAUGGUCCUACAAAAGUCCCACCUCAGUUGUUUAAAAUGUUUAAAACUUGGCCAGAGCAGGACUCACGCAAAAAGGUUGUUCACAAAUGAGGCCUCUCAUGGAGAUGGAGAUUGUCUAUCGCUAAUGAUGCUGAUGAUAAGUAAUGCACAAAAGGGUCAAUGAAUGGCAACGUCUUCUUUUGACUUUAGAGGUGAAGUCUUCUUCAUAAAUGACCAACCUGCAGCUUGGAGGAUAGAAGUUGCGUCGUAGGAAAAGCGUAUUUGGUGCACUCGGGGAUCGCUGUUUGUUACAGUCGCCAACCUACCGUAUUAUGAGGCAGAUAUAGAAAAUAGACACAAGAUUACUGUAUGCGACAAUCACUGUGUGAAUAAACUGAACUGUGUAUAUUCGACAAAUAAUCCCGGAUUACUAUAGCAAAGUAUUUGUGGUCUUUUGUAUACAAGACGCAGGAAUUUGCUGGGAUAAUUUUAGGCCUUUCCAGUCAAGUGCUAGAAAAAUACAGUUGCGAAUGGAUGUAUUAAGUCAUAGCUUUACUCUAGUUCAAUGACAUUCGAAGGUCAUUAUAUAGCACGGCUAAUGAUAAAAUGAGACCCUUUACCGCCAUUACUCACCGCCGUCUCCAAGGCAGCUUUUUGGUUCUUUCACCAUCCUCCAAAUAUAAGAGACACAUUAACCUGCUGAGAAAUAUGGCUUCUUCUGUGUAAUGGGGAAUUGCACAUUUGUUCCACAAUUCUACUGAGAAACAGCUAUGGGGGCAUAUUCAAUCAGUCGAAGUUUUAUUUUGUUAUUUUUUUUAAUGUCACUUAAAAAGUAAAAACUCAGCCAUGUUUUUCAGUGGUAACAAUAACCUCUAUUAGCACAAUAAUAUGUACUAUGGUGUUCUUCUCCAUACUGCACUGAGGUAGUCUGUGCAAAAUAACAGCAACGCAUUUCGCAUUUCUGCUAAUGCUCUGAAUACAGGAGGAAGGGCAGGGUAGAGCCUUGGGAAGGAUUCUCCACACCUGAUUAAAUGUUUGUGUUUCAUCUAAUUGUUCUUCCAGACACUGUAUACACAUACGUUAAUUAUGUGUCAUGUUAAUUGUUUACAAAGAAGUCUAAAUAUAUUAUAACAAAACAGUAACGUUUUUAACGCUAUAAGUAUUCAACACAGGUUUGCCGGCAUAAACCCUUAAUCCAUCACUUCCGGUUUCCUAGUCCACAGUAAAUGCCACAUUUCCACAUCUGCCUAUGGCCCUCAUUCCGAAUUGUUCGCUCGCUAGCUGUUUUUAGCAGCAUUGCACACGCUAGGUCGCCGCCCUCUGGGAGUGUAUCUUAGCUUAGCAGAAUUGCGAACGAAAGAUUAGCAGAACUGCUACUAAAUAAUUCUUAGCAGUUUCUGAGUAGCUCCAGACUUACUCACAGAUUGCGAUCAGCUCAGUCCGUUUAGUUCCUGGUUUGACGUCACAAACACGCCCUGCGUUCGGCCAGCCACUCCCCCGUUUCUCCAGCCACUCCUGCGUUUUUACCUGACACGCCUGCGUUUUUUAGCACACUCCCGGAAAACGCUCAGUUACCACCCAGAAACGCCCCUUUCCUGUCAAUCAUUCACCGAUCAGCAGGGCGACUGAAAAGCGCCGCAGGAUCCACAGCAAAACUGCUAAGUUUUUAGUUAAAUAACUAAGCACAUGCGCUCUGCGUGCCUUGCGCAUGCGCAUUAGCAACAAAUCGCAGCAUAGCGAAAAUCGGCAACGAGCGAACAACUCGGAAUGACCCCCUAUAUUUGCUAUUUGGAUAUAUGUGGAUAUUACGCCAGUGUACAAAUAUUAUCACACUAUUUCUAAAGACAGGGAAUGUUGAUGUUACAUUAUGUUUUUGGCUGCUGUACUUAAAUGAUAAAAAAAACAACAACAGGGAUAGUAAAACAGGUAUCACAUUGCUCACAUAGAAAGACCAGAUGUAUAUUUUUUCUACGGCUAAAUUCUAUGCUUCAUUACCGGGAAUAUCUGCCUAAAACACAUUUUCCUCUACUGUAAUAUAUGCAUGGCAAUGACGCAAAAAUGUUUAUAUUAAAAUGACUGACAAAUGAAGCUGCCAAUUCCGGGAUUGCAAAAUUACCUGGCAGCCGCAGCAUUAACUAGAAGUAGUUUUGUUCCAAACCAUAAACGAAUUAACAUUCAAAACACUACAGUACUAUGCUGCUUCGCAUUCCUUACUACUAUUGCUAAAACAUCAUUCUAGACUCGCAGUUUUAUAAGCUGAUGUUUAAGCCCCUGAUGUGUUGAAACGGGUUGGGGUCAGGUGACCGCCGGUCACCUGACUACAUCCCGUUAAAACAACACAAGGGAAAUACUGUGGUAAAAUCAAGUUGUUUCACCACUUGUUUACAGACGGCUCGUACAAAUCUAAAUACAAAAAAAAAAUAACGAACGAUAUAAAAGUCUAAAAUGAAUUAUGUCGUAAACACAAACAAAAAUAGCACAAAUCUACAACAUGUAAAAGCAAAAAAGUAAAUAAUUUAUAAUUGAUAGCAGAUUUCUAUGCGUGCUUUUCAAAUUCUCCAAAUAUCUUUACGGAGAACGGUAGAAUGUAUUACUUCACAAUAAAAGGAAUCUAGAAUGAUAAAUGAAUAAAAGUUGGUCCCCCCAAUAAAUCAACAUGCAAAUAUUUAUUAGGAGACAAGAAGGAGAAUUAACAGGAAAAACAUAUUUCCUAAAAAUUUAGCUUUUUUUUUUAAUCCUAAUGGGUCUUCUGUGUAUUACAUAACCUACACACAUUAUUGUUUCAAUAGGAUUAGUCUCCAAAGCUACCAAUAAUUUAUAUGUACUCAUUAUACUUUUACAAAACAUAACAACCCAACACCUCAUACUUGUAAUGAGGUCCCUUGAACUAGAGGGGUGUUGGGAGGAGAUAAAUAACAGUGGGUUCUGUUACUACCUGGUUAUCUUCAGGGGCAUCUUGACUUCCACAUCAAGCUUUGUAAUUAAAAGAUUGAGACCUUAGUGGUUUCAAGUGUGGAAUAAAAUAUGACACAGUUACAGUAUGUAUAUCAAAAGACACACAAUAACUAACCCAAGCCCACCCCACUGCAUCUGUUCCAACAGGCACUGACAACCUUCUACCCUCUCUGACAACCACUGAUCUCUAUACUAAUAGACUUGCUGCUACAUCAAUAGGAGUAACACACAGGUGACCAAUUAAUGUAUACAUUUUAAAUAGAGAGAAUAAUUGUCUCCCAUGCCUCAGACGGGCGUGAUAUAUGAUCCCGGCGGUCGCAUGACUGACACCGGCAUCCCGGCAAUUAGAAUGCCGACAGGGGACAGGGUCAUUAUUUGACCCCUCUCCUGUCCCCAACCCGCUUGGGGUGGGGGCUAGGACUAAGACACUGGGGGUGGGGGCUAUGGCUACCUCUUCUUUCUAGUGCCUAACCCUAGCCUCCCCCCCCCCCCCCCCCGGGUCCUAACUCUAAUAGUGGCCCCGAUACUUACUUUCGGGAUGUCAGCACUCCUAGUGGUGUCGGGAAUUUGCGUUGGUCACAUGACCGCCAGCAUCCCGUCUCAGAUAACCAGUGGUCCUCCAGCUGUAGUAGAUCUGCAUGCUGUGACUUGCAGUUCCACUACAAAUGAAGAACUACAGAUUCCAUAAGUUAUGGUGUUAGAACACGCACACAAAAAGUCCCCAUUGAACCGUUAUUUCAAGUGGCCACCGAAGCUUUACUUACUAUAUUUGUAUGCCUAAUAAGAAGUGCAGUUUCCCAAUAAUCAUUAGCACACACUUUGCACCUACAGUCUGUACAGGGGAUGGUGCUGAAUAAUCUCUGUGAUCCAUGGAAUCAGCCAACGAUACGUAGGUCAGAUUAUAUUUUAUGAACAAGAUAGACAAGUGAAUCUGACAAAUGGCUCGUUUGCAGAACAAUAAUGAAUUUGGCACAUCGGUAUUCCCGUACCGCCUAACCCCGCCGUAACGGCCACUGCCCCGGUCUUUGCAUGUACAGACAUUAGAGAACGUUACAUCCUAUACACUUCACCACUCUGCAAUGGAAGCUGUUACUUUUACUUAAACACUAUAUCGCAGUGUGCCUCACCGACUAUGUAUUUAUUACAUCUAACUUAUUUAUUUAUUGGUUGUAUUUUGUAUGAUUUGUUUUCCUUUUUUUAAAGAAUAUUUAUUAACUUCUAUUAACCUUGUUUAUAUUUUGUGAUGUAGUCAUUGUUUAAAAUGUACUUUUUUAUUACAUUAAGUCAACCUACCUUAACCUUGGAUCUGUAUGAGGGGACAGAAAUACAUUGCUGAUUCCAAUUCAGGACGUUUAAGGGGGAUGUAAUCCAGCACAGGAUACAUUAACAAGUCAUUGGUUACAUCCAACAUGUUUGUCUGUUAAAUUAAAAUAUAUAUAUAUAUUGUUAUAUAGUUUGUACCAUUUUACAGAGAUAUUAACCGAAUUGCUGUUUUUAUUACAAUAAAACUAUAUUUUUGUA